Messenger RNA from Seminavis robusta, 1995 nucleotides. The record is from the annotation of a GenBank genome assembly. Lineage: Eukaryota; Bacillariophyta; Bacillariophyceae; Naviculales; Naviculaceae.
AUGACCAACGCAAACGAACAGCAGCAAGCCCCAGCCUCCCAUCUGUCGUUGUUGGCGGAAGCCACAAGCAGAAGUGCGGCAGCAGCCGCGGCAGGUGCUGCUUCAGCAUCCGGUCCUUCUCCCGCGGCAGCUUUUCACGAUCGUUCUCUGGCGGAGUCGAUGCUACGCCGUGGAUUGGGGGAUCAAGGUAAUGGUGCUGGUGGCGGUGGCGGCGCUGGUGCCGGUGGUCCCCUUCGAGAGGAAUUGCUGAGACAGAAGCAGGCAGACAGUAUGAGGCAAGCUGCUGCUUUGCACGCGCAACAGUCUAAUAAUGGAGCUGGAUUGUUGCAACAGCUCAGUGAAAGCCAGCAACUGUCGCAGCAGAUAUCACAGCAGUUGUCACAUUCGGAUAUCCGGUCGGCACUGGCCAGUGCCCAACUCCGUCAAGCACCGCAGUUGUCCAACUCAGAUAUCAUGGCUCUAGCGAGAACUGGAGCUUUGCCUGGGCUGGGAGGAAUCAUCGGUGCUGGAGGUCUCGCGGGUAUGUCAGGUGGUGCAGGCCAACGAUUGGGGGAGCUAGAGCUCCAAAGUCUAGAGGAACUGGAACGCCGUCAACGUAGACUGGCUUCAGGUUUGCCACCUCAAGUGGGCGGAGCUGGGUCCUUAGCAGCACAUGUUCAGGCUCAAAAUCAAGCUGCGCAGCAAGAAUCAGAAUCGGCCGCUUCGGCAAACCAGUCCACCAACGCCGCCAAUGGACAAAAGGCGUCUUUGAUGGGAGGACCGAUGGGCGUGCCCCAGUCUGACUUUGCUGGGGAGGCUGAUCCUAGGGCCUCUGCUCCCGGCGAUAAAGAAUCGCGUCGUGAUCCUGGCAGUGUAGUGGUGCCCUGUCGGGCUCGAGGCAUGCCAAUGGAUCAUAAUUUCAAGACUGCUUAUUUUGUUAUUCCUGAAAAUGUUCGCCAUGGCGAGGAGUUGAUAUGCUCCUACUUUGCCUGUCGCAAUGCCGGUGUUAAGUUUCGUUACUGUUCACAUUGCAAAGUGCCUGUUGCCAAGCGCAACUUUCGAAAACGCCACAGGCAUGGUGACACAGACAAAUCGAAGGCCAUUGUAGACGAUGAUGACAAUUCAGUGGAAGGAAGUGUAGAAGAAAACAACGAUGGCGAACUUGAUGAUGUGCCUCCGAAAAUAAAGGCAAAAGAGGCUGGAAAUAUGAACCUUAUCGCGAACAUGCAAGAUAUCAACAGGGCUUCGGCGGGGCUAGGGUCUCAGGCCCUUAACGGGCAUCAGCAACGUGCUCUUGAUCAGCUCAACGCACAGCAACAGAUGCGGGACGCACAGGCCGUGGCGCAGCAUGCUGCUGCUCAGGAUGCACGGGCAUUACAGGAGCGAUCUUUGAUGAUGGGCAUGCCAAAUUUUGCCUCGCAGGCAUCAAAGCUCCAAAAUGCUAUUAAGGACGGAGCAAAUCUACCAGAUGCGCUCGCGCAGAGAUUUGGAGGUGCUGCUCAGGCGUUUGCCUCGGGGCUACCCGGGUCUGUCUCGCUGGGAGCGACCAACUUGUCAGCAUUCAACCCUGCAGGCAACGGGGGUGCCCAGGGACAAGGCGCUCGUAGUAAAGAGCGGGAAAUGUUCAUGGAGGCCCAAAAAGAAAAGUGGCUUGCCCUGCUUGCCAGUCGACCUCUCACAACCGAUGGAGACACCAUGUCUGCGUGGUUAAUGGAGGUGCUUGCAGUUAGCGAUCCCUCGCUCCUUCUCGGAAAUCGAAAUAUUCCCGGUUUGGGUAUGACGACAAUGACGGCCGGAGAACCAGACGACAAAACGCAGACGAAAAAUGAUCUUGGAAUGGAUUCAGUAUCCGCGAGGAUGAUGGGCAUGACCAACGAAGAAGCACUAAAGGCUCUCGAGACGAAGAGGGCCUUGGCCCAAGCUGGCUUGGGUGCAGCAAACGAUGCUGGUUGCAAUGUGAGUUUCACGGAAUGGAGGGACCGGAAAAAACAGAAAAAAGGCAUGCCCAAAAGGUAG